Molecule: messenger RNA, 1317 nt
Organism: Striga hermonthica
Lineage: Eukaryota; Viridiplantae; Streptophyta; Magnoliopsida; Lamiales; Orobanchaceae
Source: the annotation of a GenBank genome assembly
AUGGAUGACAACCAGGAUUAUGACAAUGUCGAACAUGGGGACGGUGAACAAUUGAACGACAACGUGGUCGAAGAUGUUAACGAUGUUGCUGAGCCGUCUCAUUUAUCCCGUUUACAACAAUUUACUAAUAUGCUUGAGUUUCAACGACAACAAUUUAUGCAUGCGUACACAGCGUUUCAAUCUAAUACGCCUAUGAGAAGGAUCCCGUAUCGGCAAACGACGUACACCGGAGCGGACUGGAUUAAUGAACUCCUAUCGGGGCACGAUCGAAGAUUCUACGAUGCAAUGGGUAUGAACAAGAAAGUAUUCAAAUUUCUUUGCCAAGAAAUAAAACAGACGGGUUGCCAUGGCGAUGAAAGACAACAAAAGGUCCGCAUUCAAGACAGUGUUGCAGUGUGCUUGCAUACGAUAAAAGGUCACCAAAGGCAUCGACGUGCUGCCGAGUCAUUUAAUCGAUCCACCGAGACAAUUAGUAACCAUGUACAUAUCAUGGUCACUGCCCUAUGCAAAUUGGCUCCCAAGAUUGCAUCGGCGCCAUCGACGGAACCAUCAUACCAGCUUGGAUACCUGAUGAAGAUCAUGGAAAAUACAGAUGUCGCAAAGGAUUGCAUCGGUGCCAUCGACGAAACCAUCAUACCAGCUUGGAUACCUGAAGAAGAUCAUGGAAAAUAUAGAUGUCGCAAAGGUUACUUGUCCCAGAACGUUAUGGUCGCGUGCGACUUUGAAUGCAAGUUUACUUUCGUUUUAGCGGGAUGGGAAGGCAGCGCGAAUGAUGUCCGUAUUUUUGUUGAAACGUUGACUGACCCUACAAAUACUUUCCCCUGGCCACCAGAGGGAAAAUAUUAUGUGGUGGACUCCGACUAUGCCAAUAUCCCGGGAUUCUUGUCACCUUAUCGUGGCGAUAGGUAUCAUCUCCCGGAGUGGAUUCAGUCAAACCAAACCCCUCAAAAUGCGAGAGAGCUAUUUAACCGACGCCAUGCGACGGUCCGGAAUGUGGUCGAACGUAGCUUUGGUAUACUAAAAGGUAAGUUCCCUAUUAUAAAAGGCCUAAUGCCCAACUACCCGCCCGAGUUCCAGACAGACAUAGUAAUCGCCUGUUGUGUUGCACAUAAUUUCAUCCUUGAACACCAAAAGUUUGCUAACGUACCGCCUGCCAUGCAAGACCUGGACUACAUACCAGAACCAGAUGAAGACGAUUUUACAAGGCCUUUGAGGACAACGUUAGAUACCUCUAAUGUUGGUCUACGUGAACAGUCUGGUUUGCGCGAUUCGAUUUCCGAUGCGUUGUGGCGUGAUCACGGUGGCAGACAUCGUUAG